This is a messenger RNA of Archocentrus centrarchus (flier cichlid), 1919 nucleotides long. Its product is annotated as G protein-regulated inducer of neurite outgrowth 2. The record is from RefSeq and is a predicted model, not a curated record. The coding region runs from base 238 to 1797 and encodes 519 amino acids. The transcript has 2 exons. NCBI's taxonomy places the organism in Eukaryota, Metazoa, Chordata, Actinopteri, Cichliformes, Cichlidae. Gene Ontology annotation, biological process: neuron projection development. Gene Ontology annotation, cellular component: plasma membrane.
UACAGAACAUGAGAUUUGAAGAUUGCAUCCUUACAUUUGUAAUCAGAUGCAAGAGAGGAUUAUCUCAAGGUCUCCUCCAUCUUGUGCACAGCUGGGCGCUGCUGAGACAAAAGAGGGAGCAGAGAGGGAUUGGAUGUGAGUGAAUGGAGUAGAGUUUAAGACAGAGAGAGGGAAAGAGGUCACCUGUGGAUGUGAGGAGGAGGAGGGCUUUCUAAGGAACUGCACCCAUCACAACACAUGCAAAACGGAGAGUACAGGAGAAGGACAGAGUCUCAGCAGCAAGUAGAUCACUGUGAAAGGUCUUCCAUGGCAGAGGCAGAGCAUCCUGUGUCAGAGCUGCAUUCACUGGGAGGAGCUAUUCCAUUGGAUCCGACCUUUGACACCACAGAGAGACCUAAACAAGCAACAGCGCCCUCUGGACUGGCUCAACAACCAGGUUACAACUGCCAGGAGGACUCUGUCAGUGAAAUCAGCCAGGGCCAGUGUCAUUCACCUCCUGCUGCCAGAGAAGCUGCUAAACACCAACUGAGCCCAUCUGAAGACUGUGCACUCAUCAGAGCUUCAAACCACCCACCGAGUCCCACUGUGGCAGGGACACUUUCAGACCAUCAUGAGAUAGCUGUGCAUGCAACCAGUGACGAUCCCGACAGGACAGAGCAGAGUCUCAAGCCGGCCUCCCUGGCCGUUCACAGGAGUCACUCAGACACUUUGCCUCUGGUUAAAAAGGGGGUGGCCUCACAGGCUCCAGAUGCUUGUGGACUUGCUUAUCAUGGCAGAGACACAGGCAUCCAAGAGGCUGAGACUCACUCCAUGCUAGCCUGCAAGCAGCCCAUGCAGCUACAUCAGCAUAACACUGUUACCACUAUUUGCAGUGGAGAAGGUAGUUUACAACAGCCUCAGAGCAGGGGUGUCUGCAUCUCAUCUGAUGAAGCUGAAGUCAAAGUAGAGUGUCGAGGAGAAGCGGGCCAUAUCCACACUAAAUGUGACAAGCCACACUGUUACAGCUCUUAUAUCCACCAUGCCAAUUUUGAGGACACGUUUGCUGCUUACUGCCAUCCCCAGCCCAUUCCGGCCCCCUCGCAGAUGGCGCCACGUCUGGCAGGCUGCAAUAUCCAGCCUGCAGUAGCACCUCCCUCAGCAGGAAACCACCUUACACUGCCUCGCCUCUUCUCUUCUGUUAGUGAGACCGGCUUAGAUGCCAAACAUCUCCUGCGUUGCUGCAACCUGAGCUGCUCUUGGAUAAGUUCACUGCCACCUGAUACUGGCCCACAAUGCUCCCAAAAACACUUCAACAAAGAGGACUGGUGCAACACGACAGCUGGCCAAGAGAGAACCACAACACGUGACAUGGGAACUAUGACAGCCCAGAGAGUUCUGAGAGAUGUUGGGGUGCAGACAAAUCAGACCAUCAGUUCUCAUGUGUUCCCUCAGAUCUGUCUGGCAGACGCUAACAGGAGUAAGAUGUCCUCUAGCCAGGCUUCAAAGACUGCUAGUGAUGGGGGCAAAAAAACAGCUGGUGCACCCAAGUCCCCAGUGAAAGAAGUGAAGUGGGAUGCAGAAGGAAUGACAUGGGAGGUGUACGGGGCCUCGGUGGACCCUGAGGAGCUGGGUCUUGCCAUCCAGAAACACCUUGAGCUGCAGAUCAAGGAGACGGCAAACCGUGCGGCCAAGCUCUCACAGCAAAAGCCCGACCCCUCCCGGCAGGUCAGGAAUGUGGGCUGUCUCAGAAAGAGAAGGAUGAUGGGAUCCAUCCCAACCCCGGCUUGCUGCAGUCGCAGCACUGCAGCUGUUGACUAACUGAACACCUGACAGGUGGAAUGGGCAGGACCUGAACACUGUGCUCAGCAGCAGAAUGCUGCUCAUAGCUUCAACCUCAAAUUUCAGCCAUUUGAAAAGAAGCUUUUUGGAAGAUAUUUCAA